GCCGCCCUCGACACAUUCGCACGGAAACCAGGCGAAUGUCAUUCGUCACGCCAUAUUGGAUAUUCUUUUCUAUCAAAGUGGCAUUCUGUACCACGUUUAGUUUGGUUAGAACAACACGUACGAAAGAUGCAGAUUUUCGUGAAAACCCUUACCGGCAAGACCAUCACACUUGAGGUCGAACCAUCAGACACUAUCGAAAAUGUCAAAGCUAAAAUCCAAGACAAAGAGGGCAUUCCACCCGAUCAACAACGUUUGAUCUUUGCCGGCAAACAAUUGGAAGAUGGUCGCACAUUGUCCGACUACAACAUCCAAAAGGAAUCAACAUUGCAUUUGGUGUUGCGUCUUCGUGGUGGUAUCAUUGAACCAUCUCUUCGUAUUUUGGCCCAAAAAUACAACUGCGACAAGAUGAUUUGCCGUAAAUGCUACGCUCGUUUGCAUCCAAGAGCAACAAAUUGCCGUAAGAAGAAGUGCGGACACACCAACAAUUUGCGCCCAAAGAAGAAGUUGAAGUAGAUCCAUUCAACUCAACGCCCGUUUGUUGCUGUUUUUCUUUUCGUUCACGCAUCGUUUUCGUUUUCAACCGAAAAUGGUUUGGCGUUCGCGUGUGCGAUUCAUUUCAAUGUGAAAAAAAAUUGCAUUUUUUUUUGUGAAAUUUCUUAACAUCUAAAUUUCCAUUGUAUUUCGAAAACGAAGAGAAACAACAACAACAAAGUUUUGAAUAAAGAAAAAAUACCACGUUAUAACUAAAGAAAAACCAAA
This is a messenger RNA of Sitodiplosis mosellana (orange wheat blossom midge), 759 nucleotides long. RefSeq names its product ubiquitin-60S ribosomal protein L40 (gene RpL40). Gene Ontology annotation, cellular component: cytoplasm; nucleus; ribosome. Lineage: Eukaryota; Metazoa; Arthropoda; Insecta; Diptera; Cecidomyiidae. The record is from RefSeq and is a predicted model, not a curated record. Gene Ontology annotation, molecular function: protein tag activity; ubiquitin protein ligase binding; structural constituent of ribosome. The transcript has 2 exons. Bases 127 to 513 code for a protein of 128 amino acids. Gene Ontology annotation, biological process: modification-dependent protein catabolic process; translation; protein ubiquitination.